GUGAAAUUACCAUGUCGAGCACAUGGACGUCCACAACCACGUAUCAUUUGGGAUCGAAUUGGAAAUACGGCCACACAACAAUUACACAAUCAACAACAUCAAAUUUCCAGUAAAAUUAACCAAUAUUUGGAAAGAGAUACCCAAGAAGAAGCUUUAGCCAAAACAAAAAUCAUGAGUUUACGAUCAAAACGAUCGUACAGAAUGAAACGCCAUAAGUCAAUUGCUACUGGUAAUCAAAAUAAACUACAUCGAACUUUCAAUCAUGAAUGGCAUGAUAACAAUCAAGAGAUCACAAAAGACAAAUCAAGGCGAAAAAAACGUGAAUCUGCAGAUAAUAAUGAAAGGAAUGGCAAUGUCUAUGACGAAGAUCGAUCACCAACUGGUGCCAUCCCAGUUUUGGCAUUUUCUACACAAGCACCACAAGAAGUGUCCCAACUAAAGGUGACCAAUGGUGAACUAAUUUUACUAAAUGUAACCGAACGCGAUCAGGGAUGGUAUGGGUGUGCAGCUAUAAAUGAAGCGGGUAGUGUGGUGAAAAGGAUAUUCAUUCGGGUUAUUAAUGGACGAGAUGGUAAUAAUAAUGUGCCAAUUAGUCUGGAUGGAAUUAGUUCGAGUGAUCGAUUUUCAAAUGACCAAAAUAUUCUAAUAAAUACCGUAUUAGCUACAUCACCGAACUCGCUUGAUAUCAGCUGGGAUAAUAACGGUAUACCAUCAGCUACAGCACUCAAAUUACAUUAUCGAAUUGUUGGCUCAAAUGAAUUUCAAACAGCCACCGCUAUAAUUGAUGCGAAAGAGUACACAAUCAAUGACCUUCAGGCAUAUCGAGAAUAUGAAGUGUUUGCAUCGGUUCCACAUGGAUUAAGUGGAUUAAUUUCAAACAUCCGAAAAGGAAAAACAUUGGAUGGGCCACCCAGCUCCGCACCAACCGAUAUUCGAGUUGGUAUUAUCAACAUAACAGCAGCGUAUGUGAGAUGGUCACCGCCACCUCAAAAUAUGCUCAACGGUGAACUGAUUGGUUAUAAGAUUCAAAUCAAGUCAAAUGUAACAAAUAAAUUGCUGGGACAAAUGUCUUUAAAUGCUACGACGCAAUCGGUAGUAAUAAAUAGCUUGAAUCCAGGUGGUCGAUACACAGCUCGAGUCGCAGCACAAACAGCUGGUGGCAUGGGACCAUACAGUACACCAGCUGCAUUACAUAUGGAUCCAUCAUUUAUUUCCCGUCCGCCAAAAACUGAUCCAGCUGUUGCAAUGUGGGCAACAACCUGGAUGUCUGGAAUUGCAUUGGCCAUUCUUGUGAUAACAUUAAUCAGUGCAACCAUAUUUGCACUGUACUGGGCCCGAAAGAAUAAACGCAAUAUGAAAGCAUCGUACGGACCAGGAAUUUUAACCGCAAAUACUUUGGUUGAUAAACAGCAGACACUAUGGAUGCAUGGCAAUACACUAGUAAAACCAAUACAUUCAGUAGCCAUUCAAGAUGCAAAUCUUUCCUCUGAAUAUGCUGAAGUAACACAAAUAAUGCCAAAAAAAAAUUUGCCAUCGGUGCCACCAGAACCGUAUGCAACAGUGACUUUGCAGCGCGGUACUCAAUCAGAUGAUUCAUGUAUAAAAUGUUCGACGAGUCCAUCGUCAAGUGAAUACAAUUCCCCAAUGAUUCGUGAGUCAUGUGAUGUAUUGCCUCUGCCACCACAACCACCAUCGCCACUUGACCAUCCUUAUCAUCCGCCAAAUAUGUCGAACAUGACAAUACGCACAAAUCCGGUGGCAAUGUCACCAAUAUGCCGUCGUACUGCCACUCAGUCACAUUGGCCAACACUUCCUCCACCAGUGCCACAUUUAAUUUGGCAACAACCACAACAACAACCAUCACAGCUACAACCACAACACCAAUCUAUAAAUGAUCAACAAAUAAUUUAUAAAUGUAAUCGAAAAAGAUCACCGGAAAUUGAGGUGGAAGAGAAUGAUUAUGAAAGUGGGUCGGUUUUGUACGAAGAAUGCGAUCAAAAUUUAGCAACGAAUUUUUUCAACUAUGGGGGAGAACCGACUGAGGAAUAUUAUCGGAACAUUAAUAUUAAUAUGGAAUUUUUGAAUGAAAACGAACUGGAACAAUCCAAUCCAUGCCUAGAUACAAUGCUAAAAAAUCGGCAUAAGCCACGAAAUGAUCAAAGUCCAGUAAACAGUCGAAGAUCAGGACGUAAACAAAGUGCGGAUAGCAAUCAGAAUUCCAAUGAUGAUGAUUCCACGAGCGAAAGUGAUAAUAAUCGUUGGCCAUCACGUCUGCGGCGCAGCCGUUCCAAAAGUAGUGAUCGCAAAUAUCGAAACGGUCGAACACGCCGUGAAUAGUCUCUACAAAUAAUAAAAAUCUCAUCUAUUAAAAAAUAUCAAUACAUCAUCAUGCAAAGAUUUAUUUAUACAAUUUACAAUACAUACAUAAACCUGGUAAUAUAUUUAUAUGGUUUUAGUAACUUCUGACUAAUAUGAGACUGUCGAUGAAUUUUGAGAUCUUCCAAAUUUCGUCGAAAUUACUUCUUCACUGUCUUUGAUUAGUAAAUUACUUCAAACAUAAGUGUGAAAUCGCGGUUUCGCACAUCAUUCAUUCUCAACCACUCAUAUUAUAAGCAUAUUAUAAAUUUAUGAAUUGAGUUGAUCUGAAAUCCCAUUGAAAAAAAAAAUCUAUGGAAAAAAUGUUAACGUUCUAGAUCAAGAGCCUCUUACUCUAACAAGUAACUUUUAUUUUAGCUUUAUGCCAGAAAUCUAUAUUGAACCAUGCAGCUAGACAUGCAUCAAACAAAUAAUUUUACGUUUAUCACUACAGCCACCCAUCAUUCGUGAAAUCGCGGAUAGAAUACACAUCAACUAUUAAAGCGAGCUGCAUUGUUUUAAUAUUCUCCGGUUAGAAUUUCUGCAUGAAACAACAUUAGAAAAUCUGCACGAAUAAAUUGUGUAAAAAACUAUCUGUAGUGAUAAAAGUAAAAUUAUUUGUUUGGUGCAUAUCUAGCUGCAUGGUUCAAAUUAUUUUUUAUGACAUAAAGCAAAAAUUGAAGUUACUUGUUAGAGUGGUUCUUGGUAUAUUCUAUUUUCAACGGAAUUUUGGGUCACUUUAAUUCUUACACCGUUUAAAUAUGUACUAGCAUAAGCCAAUCUCAAAUUCAUAACGGUAUGUGCGGUUAUAAUGUAAAUAUGCAUUCAUCAUAAUGAAAACAUUAAUUUUAAAGUUCAACUGGAUUUUUUUGUGCACCAGUUGAAACAACACCGAUACGGUAAUCACAUUUAGUAUUGUUAGAACAUUUUGAAAUAGUGCAUAUCUAUAUCUUUCUCUCCCCAGCUCUCUCCAUUUUGUUUUUACUUCAUAGAGAUGAAAUGUCGAGAAACGUUUAAUGACUGUCGUAGAUUAAAUUACUAUUGUGAUCAUUUUCCGGUAGGACUUUAUUUAAAAAAAGACAAGUAUACAUUUAUUCUUCCAAAUCAAUAUUAUCGCCUUCAAAGUAAUCCCCGCCCGUUGCAAUGCACUUAUGGCAACGUUUUUUCCAAUCUUCGAAACACUUUGAAAAGUCAUUUUCCGGUAUGGCCAUCAAUUCAUGCUUCGAUUUGUCUCUAAUCUCUUCAAUCGACUCGAAACGGUGUCCACGAAGCGGUCUUUUGAGUUUAGAGAAUAGCCAGAAGUCACACGGUGCUAAGUCAGGCGAAUACGGCGGUUGCGGAACGAUGUUAGUCGAAUUUUUGGCGAAAUGGUCACGAAUAAUCAAUGCAGUGUGAGCCGGUGCAUUAUCAUGAUGCAAAAACCAAGAGUUGUGGUCCCAUUAAUUUGACCUUUUGAGACGAAUGGCUUCACGCAAACGACACAUAACACCUAAAUAAUACUCUUUGUUGACAGUUUGGCCGGUUGGAAGAAAUUCAUAAUACACCACACCACGAUAAUCGAAGAAAACUGUCAACAUUACUUUGAUUUUUGAGCGACUUUGACGAGAUUUUUUCGGUUUUGGUUCACCUUUCAAACGAUAUUCGCUGGGUUGAUCGGCUGUUUCGGGGUCGUAGGCAUAGAUCCAAGUCUCAUCUCCCGUAAUGAUGCGUUCCAUGAUCGAUUCAUAGUCAGAAAUCAUUUCUUGACACACAUUUACACGACGCUCUUUUUCGAACAAAUUCAAUGUUUUUGGUACCAAUCGAGAUGCACAACGACGGAAGCUCAAAUGGUCUUUCAAAAUUAUUUGGAUCGACCCAAACGAAAUGCCAGUAAUGUCAACAAGGUCUCUAAUUGUUAAUCGACGAUUUUUCAGCACAAGAUCUUUGAUUUCCUUGACGUGUUUUUCAUCAGUUGAUGUUGAAGCUUUGGUGCUCGCAAUUGUGCUCGCGUUCUCUGCCUUCUUUGAACAACUUAUGCCAUUCAAACGCACCUGAUCUUGCCAUGCACUGCUCACUAGGGGGAGAUUGCGAAGUUGUUUACAAGAAGAAUAUAAACAAAUAUAUACGACUAUGCCACCAAUAUAUUCCAAUAUACUUAACAAAAUACUCUAGCUAUUAGAGUAUUACUCUAGUUACUUAAACGACUCACUGUAAAAAUAUUAUUGAAAAGAAAAUGUUUCAAUG
Contarinia nasturtii (swede midge) is the source of this 4578-nucleotide messenger RNA. RefSeq lists its product as uncharacterized. Gene Ontology annotation, cellular component: plasma membrane; axon. Gene Ontology annotation, molecular function: protein binding. Gene Ontology annotation, biological process: axon guidance; cell-cell adhesion. The annotation marks the transcript as partial. The record is from RefSeq and is a predicted model, not a curated record. Lineage: Eukaryota; Metazoa; Arthropoda; Insecta; Diptera; Cecidomyiidae. The transcript is spliced from 10 exons.